AUGGAGGAUUCUGUGCAGAGGGAAGGAGGAAGAGGGAGAGAAAGGAGAAGAGAGGCGAGGAGGACCGGGAAGGCCGGGCACGGCAGGGCAGGGCUGCGGAGGGCGGGCCUUGCAGGAGCGAGCACAGGGCGCACAGGUGGUGGAGGAACAGCAGUAGUGGUGGAGGUUAGAGCGGUGAGCAGGCUGGUGGUGGUGGUGGUGUGUAGGUGGGCGGGUGGGCGAUGCCCCGCUGGCCUGUGGGCGGGCGUGGCCAGCACUGCAGGCGAGGGCGUAAGAGUUGUUCUCUCUUUUGCAGAGCCCAAGACCGGCGCGGGCUGGGAGCCGCACCCGAGUCACUGUACAUGUGAGUGUUGCCGCAGCUGCGGCUUUUGUGGCAAAGUGUUUUCCACGGUCGGGAGCCGCAAGCGGCACGAGCGCGACAAACACGUGGAACCCGGGUCGUUGCCGUGCGAGCUGUGCGGGAAGUGGUGCAAGAACCGCGGUGCGCUCAUCAAGCACAAGAGCAUGUUGCACCGCCCCCUGCUGGCCGCCGACAUCCGCUACGAGGCGCACCCGGCGCUCCUGCUGGCCGCCCACCACUCGUCGCUCCACCACCACUCCUCCGCGCUCACGCCCGCGGCGCUGGCGGCCUCCGCCCCCGGGGUCGCGGCUGGCGGCCGCAGCGCCCCUUCGCCGCCGCCGCCGCCGCCGCUGACGAGCGCGUCCCUGGGCGGAGUGGCGAUGGGCGAGGCGAGGCCGGAAGCCCGCGGCGGCGAGGCGCAGCGGGCCUUCCAGCAGUUCAUGUGAC
Messenger RNA from Penaeus vannamei (Pacific white shrimp), 787 nucleotides. The record is from RefSeq and is a predicted model, not a curated record. Lineage: Eukaryota; Metazoa; Arthropoda; Malacostraca; Decapoda; Penaeidae.